Molecule: messenger RNA, 1248 nt
Organism: Galendromus occidentalis (western predatory mite)
Lineage: Eukaryota; Metazoa; Arthropoda; Arachnida; Mesostigmata; Phytoseiidae
Product: 5-hydroxytryptamine receptor 3A
Exons: 6
Coding region: 1-1248 (415 amino acids)
Biological process (GO): monoatomic ion transmembrane transport
Cellular component (GO): membrane
Molecular function (GO): extracellular ligand-gated monoatomic ion channel activity; transmembrane signaling receptor activity
Source: RefSeq, a predicted model, not a curated record
AUGACUUCGUCGCUCGUCUCAAUGAUCGCGGGCUUCUCGUGCUUCAUGCUGGCACCGUGCUCGGCCGCGAAUACAUUCAAAGCUGCUGAAGAACUCAAGCUACGCGAUUAUCUAUUGCCCGCCCGGGACAGGCUCGUGUUGCCGGUUCUUGAUAGAGCGGAAAAAGCAAAAUUCGCGAUAAACUUGACCAUACAAGCCGAUCACAUCUUGGAUAUGACUGUGGAUUCAAACGGCGUCCUCUGGCUUGAUAUGAUUCUCUGUAUGAAUUGGAACGCAAGUUCGCUGAUGUGGGACCCUCGCGACUUCAAUAACGUGACGUAUACGGCAUUCUAUACGAACUUCGUAUGGUCACCCAUCCUGGAGGUGCAUGAGAUUAUCAUACCGCAAUCAGCGUUCGCCAUCUCGCAGUAUUGGAAGUUUCGGAUGGUUUCUUGGAACGGCUACACGGAAUUCUGCCCUCAAGUUCAUAUGCCCUUGAGUUGCGCAAUCGAGGAGAGCUACGACGCUUUCCCAGCGGAGGAAUUCAAUUGCAACGCGGUGAUCAAGGACGUGAGUCCCAUGUCUCACAUACAACACAUUUCGAUCAACGAAGGCACCAGCCCUGGGAAAGCGAUGCGAAGUUUCUUCACUGGCUCCGGGUUCGAGUUGUUGUUCCUCCAGCGGGAACAGGGAAAGAACUCGGCGAUGCUCCGCGCCGCAGUCCGUCGCAACUCUAGGCAGUGGAUGAAUUCGGUGACGGUUCCAGUGAUCCUGAUCGGUUUGCUAUCUUGUAUCAGCUUGUGGCUGCCUGAUCAGACCCCGACUCGAACUCUUCUGUUCUGCUUCGCUCUGAUCGCCAUUCUACUGCUCCAGAUACAACUGUACUCGAGGCAUCUCAUGCAUUGCUCAAAACCACCCACGGUCCUGUCACUGCUCGGGCAACUCGUCGUUGGUCAGCUACUGAUUGGAAUUUUGGUUAUAUUCGAAGUUUCCCUGGAGAACUCCGACAGUAUCCGACGGCUCUACGCUCAACUGGACUUCGUGUACUCUCACAGCGUCGUGCACAAAUACGCAGAGUGGACCCGAGUGAACUUCUUCGGAUGGGCUUUCGAAAAGUUUGACGAAGAAGUGGAUCCAAAUGAAUCACAGAAGAAUCCACAAGAAGAAACCCCGAUGAGUUUCCUUUUUUUCGCCGGCAUAACAAUCCGAUUCUUUGUGACUGUCGUGAGCUUAUACAACAUACUAAGCUUCUGCGUCAUGCUUCUCUAG